Messenger RNA from Babesia bigemina, 3552 nucleotides. RefSeq names its product ubiquitin carboxyl-terminal hydrolase family protein, putative. Gene Ontology annotation, molecular function: cysteine-type endopeptidase activity; cysteine-type deubiquitinase activity. NCBI's taxonomy places the organism in Eukaryota, Apicomplexa, Aconoidasida, Piroplasmida, Babesiidae. Gene Ontology annotation, cellular component: nucleus; cytosol. Bases 1 to 3552 code for a protein of 1183 amino acids. Gene Ontology annotation, biological process: protein deubiquitination. The record is from RefSeq and is a predicted model, not a curated record. The transcript has a single exon.
AUGUGGAGGGAGCAUCGCGUUGCGUGGCUUUCUGGCGAGAGAAGCGCCCUUUUCUCAAGCACGAGCCACGCUCAAAGCCUCCCUACGAGACAGCAGAACCUGCUGUACAAAAUGGAGGCGCGAGAAGACCGCCAGCCUGGUCUGUGGAGACGGACGGCAUUUGACUCGUCGAAAACGGAGCCACCGACUUCGUUUCUGAGUCCUCAGCCUGCACGAGCAUACCCUCGUAUGAUAGAGCUGUCCUACAAGCCUACGCCUCGCAAGACGGAGCCUGCUAGUUAUGGGACACCAAACCAUGUGUCUACCACAAGUCGCAUCCCAAAAUGGAUUUCUAGGUACACAGAUCAAUCUCCAAGCACUUCCAAAGUCGUGACAGCAAGUUACGCGGAGCCUAAACCAACUACACCGAAUGCAGUUAUUCCAAAUGAUGUGAAAGCUGUGCCAGCUAACCCUUUAGCACCUACUCGUCGUUCAAAGCCUGUGGUAAGCUAUAUAGACGUCGGGUUGAACGGGCAGAAUGGCGGCACAACCCCGAACAAGUCUGACUUUGUAGGUGUCCACAAAGACCCCGAAGAACCCCCGAAGGGCAUUCUCCAUGCAACUCGUUUCUUUGAACCAGAUGUAGAUAAAAAGGGUGUCGAUGAGGCCAAGUAUAGAGUUCCAACUGAGCCUACGGUUCCAAAAGAGCAUCAGGAUGCACUGGCGAUCACUAUGGGUGGUGCGAACGACUCAACCCUGACUGUCCAGCUGGUGGAUGAAAUCGAACCUCACGCAUUUUCUAAGGUGACCAAUAAAUGGGGGGCAGUGACACAUGAAACGACUGCAGAUGACGGUGCCACGUCAGAUCCGCUGGCUACGUUAAGGGAUCUUGAGGUGCCCUUGAAUAGCUCGCUCGGCUAUUCCGGUGACGAGAACGUCGUAGAAACCGCAAGGACCCCAAUCAAACACAUAUCAACCGUGAUUGGCAACCCAUUCACAAUAUUUCGGCUGAAGCACGCUCGCAGUGCGGUCAAUGUCACUGAGGAGGACCUGGCUGCUUUGAAGGCUACUAUGUUCGCAAAGCGACAUUCUCCGGAUGACCUGCUCUCCUGCUUCAAGGCCUCCAUAUCGGUGACUAACAUCCCCAUGAUGGAUAUAAUACUGAGGUUUUUGUGCGAUGUGAUGCGUAGCGACGUCUCUCAACGAGAGCUGUGCGUGCGCAUGAUGGAGACCGCAUUGGUGUACCACCCCGACGAGCUGGUGAGGUGCUUCUCGUGCACCUACAUCCCGUUUAUGUUUGACCCGGAACUCAAUGACGACGUAGGAGGUAGCUUCAUGAGGCUUCUUUUGUCCUACAAGGCCACGUUCGUGGCCCCGGGUAUAACUGAUGACAGCUUGCCCGUCUGCGUUGACAGGAGAGGGAGGCUGUGUUACAACAUUGAGGAGUCUGAUCCUGCCGACCGCUACUACGUCGCGCAUCGAAAUCGCAAAAUAGACACGUUCGGUGAAGCAAGUGACGAUGUGAGUGGCACAAACACUACAUCCGAUGCACCAUCGGGGCUGGACUACAUUGGUUGCGGCAAAAUCGAAUCCAUGGUGCUUCUUAAGAUAUGUGCCGAUAGAGCCAAAGUUGAGUCUGUGUUCGACAUUCCGGCAUCCAGACUGCGGGAUUGGUUGUGUACGAUUUGGUUUGAGCUACCCGCCACGAGACCCUGCCUCCCGUUGAUGCGGUUAUGCAUCCAUUGGAUAGACUCACGGGAGGAUUCAACAUUUCUGAAAGAUGCAGCAUUUGCACUUGUUCAGAAGGAGCUGUCGUUGUUGGGUGAGUUUCAGGGAGGAAGGCUUGUAAUGCUGGAGCUGUUGUCGUUCAUGGUUGAGCGCAACGGCGACGCCAGCGCCGAGUUGAGCAAGAUAGUUGACAUCGUCGCAGAAGGCGAAGAGAACACGCUCUAUGCGAUAAUGGAUUCCAUAGUAUCCUACAACUUGCUGGAAAGCGACAUGUUGGAUCUGUGGUGUCUGCUGUGUAUCCUGCCGUGGCCUGUGGCCUCGCCGACCAGCGCCAUAUGCCGCCUCUUGUCGAGCACGUUUUUGAUAUUCUACCAGAUCGCAUAUGAUGCUAUUAAGUCAGGGUCUGGGCAGGACCGAUUCUCGUCGCCUCCUAUGGCCCUCCUGGAGAAUGCGCUUAGGAUAUGCACCUGUCGUUGCUCCUCACCCGUGCUGGCCAAGGGCGCGCUGAUGCAAACUAUCAUGUUGGUUGAACUGUCACCCUUGCCAGCUCUGAAGAUGAAGAAUGCCCCCUUGAUCCUUUCCAGUUUGUCGCCGUUUUUGUGGAAGUGCUACUUCGUGUGGUCCAACUGCGGCCGCGACGUCGACCCGGACAACCUUACUGCGCUACGCCACCUCUACGAUUCGUUGCGCAGAUGCGUGUUCUGCGAGCCGUUAUCCAGCGCUGAUCGGAACAUCACUACUCGGACACUGCCCAUGUUCCCUCGCAUACGCUUUACCACGAAUGAGGGUGACGAGGAUGAUGUGAACAUCAGCAACUUCAUCGGCACUACCACGCAGGUUAUCAGCACAGUUAGCGCGCCAGAACCGGAAGAGGAGUUCGAUUAUAGCUAUGCUCCCCAGGAAGAUUCGGCGGUGGACGAUGUGCCGAAUGUGUUGCCGUUGGAGCAGCCAAGGGGGAUUCGCAACCUCGGCAAUACGUGCUACUACAAUUCACUGUUGCAAGCGCUAUUCCACACACGGAGUUUCGUUAAAGGGCUGUUUGAUCUGUCAUCCAGUAAUACGACCGUUGCCGUCUACCAGCGUCUCUUCCGCAAGUUGCUGAAGCGUGGCAAGAAGCCGUUCGACCCAAACCCCGGCUACAAGCUGCUGCCCGCAGCGUGGCGCCAGAAUUCCGAGCAGCAGGACGUAACUGAAGUGCUCAGCCAUCUGUUGGAGUCUCUGGAUGAAAGCCUAGAGCUUUGGCGCCGCUUGUUCGCUGGCAUGGUGGUGCGUCGUAUCAAGUGCCUGCAUUGCGGCAACAUGAGCGACAACCGUGAGAUCGUGAUGGAUUUUACUUUCACGGUGGACAACAUGUCCAGCAUUCAGGCGAUGUUCGACGAUUUUUGCAAGAUCGAGAACUUGCGCGGCGGUAACCGUUACCUGUGCGCCAAGUGUGAUGCCCACCGCCGUGCCGACAUGUGGAAUGUGAUAGCGUCGCCGCCAGCGCACCUCAUGGUGGUGCUAAGCCGUCAUAUGUGGAGCCCGGUGGCGGCGUUGCAGGGGUCGUCCGGCGGCGCUAGCAAGCUUUUGAAUCACGUGCAUGUCGACGAGCAGCUACGCAUCUGCGAGUUCGACUACACGCUCUACGGGACGAUAUUCCACUCCGGAACGGGUGCUUCGUCUGGUCACUACUACUUCGUGGGUCGUGACAGUGAGGCUCCCAGCAACUGGCACGUCUGCGACGACUCGCAGGUGCGCCCCGCUACCGCUGCGACUGUGAACGAGAUAAGCAAAGACCGUGGCAACUCCCAUGUGCCCUACGUGGUCUUCUAUCGCUGUUCGCAAGCUCCACUGACGGAACUAUAA